AUGGCUGGCGGAACAAGCAUUUGGGCGAGCAAGGACGCCAAGUCCGACCCUAAGGAGAUCUUUAACUUGAGGCUGCUGUACCUCCUGGUUACCCUGGCCUGGGCGGGCUGUUUCUAUGGCUUCGACACGGGGAAUAUCGGUGGCAUUCUGACUCUGCCGUCGUUCGAGAAGUCGUUUGGCCUGCUUGAUAUUCCGCAGGCGGAGUAUGAUGAUCGAAAGGGAACUAUCGCCGCUAUGGUCGCCGCAGGAGGCGCCGCUGGAUCCCUUCUCGCUGCACCCACCUCUGACUGGCUAGGUCGCAAAUGGUCUGUCUUUCUAUGGGGAAUCGUCUUUAUGAUCGGUGCCGCGAUGCAGAUGGUCCCCAACUACGACGUAUUGCUGGCAGGACGGUUCAUCGGUGGUCUCGGAGUGGGAGCAAGCUCUAUGUUGAGCCCCCAGUUCUUGGCUGAGAAUUCCCCAAAGUCAGUCCGUGGAUCUAUGACAGCUACAUACAACCUCAUGAUCGUCACGUCAUUGAUGCUUGCGUUCUGGGUUAACUACGGCGUCUCGCUCUGGUCCCGACCCGGGAUCGAGGAUGACCAUGCCCAGUGGCAGACCGCGAUGAGUAUCCAGCUCAUCCCUGGCGGACUGAUGUGUCUGAUGAUUCCGUUUGUGCCGGAGACGCCUCGAUACCUCAUUAACCAUGGCAAGGCCGAGCAGGGGUUGAAGAACCUGUGUCGACUUCGCCAGCUGCCCCCAGACCAUCCGUACGUUCAACUCGAAUACCGUGAAAUCCAGGCCCAGGUGCAGUACGAGCAGGAGAAUUUCCAGGGCCACAACUACUGGGUUGUCGCCAAGGAUAUCUUUGGCAAUAGGAGCAACCUGCAGCGUUUCGUCCUUGCUGUCCUGCUGUUCAUCUUCCACAAGCUGACUGGAACGGACUCGCUCAACUACUACGCUCCUCAAAUCUUCGAGCUCAUCGGCGUGAAAGAUGACUCGUCCUUACUGACAACCGGUGUCUACGGCGCCGUGAAAGUUGCAGCAACAAUCUUCUACAUCGCAUACCUCGUCGACCGCGUUGGUCGUCGUCUCCCACUUCUCAUCGGUGCCACUAUCCAAGCUACCUCCAUGCUCUAUCUCGCUCUGUACCUCCGCUUCGCUGGCACCGACAACACCGAUAUGGGCGGUACCCCUGCAGGAGGGAUCGUAGGCAUCGUCUGGAUCUACCUAUAUGCCUUCGGAUGGUCCUUCGGACAUAGCGUUGCCUGCUACAUCGUUGCAGCGGAGAUCUUCCCCACUCGUAUUCGCUCCGUCUGCAUGGGCUUCUGCUUCUUCGUGAACUGGAUCAUCGACUACGGCAUCACACGCGCAACCCCGAAUAUGCUGACCAAUAUGGGCUAUGGUGCUUUCCUGCUCUAUUCCUUGCUAACGUAUCUCGGUGUUGUGUUUAUUUUCUUUUGUCUGCCGGAGUUGAAGGGCAGGUCUAUUGAGAGUAUGGAUGAUCUGUUCCAGCGCCCGCUGUGGACGAUGUGGAAGCAUGCGUAUCCGACCAAGGAGGAGACCGUCAGGCAUGGUAUUCAGGAGGGAAAGGAUGAGGAUGUUCAGGGACAGGAUCGUGAUGAGGAGGAGGCGAAGAGGAAGCAGAGUGCUACUCAUGUCGAGACGGCUUCAUAG
Molecule: messenger RNA, 1653 nt
Organism: Aspergillus puulaauensis
Lineage: Eukaryota; Fungi; Ascomycota; Eurotiomycetes; Eurotiales; Aspergillaceae
Product: sugar porter family MFS transporter
Exons: 4
Coding region: 1-1653 (550 amino acids)
Biological process (GO): carbohydrate transport; transmembrane transport
Cellular component (GO): membrane
Molecular function (GO): carbohydrate:proton symporter activity
Source: RefSeq, a predicted model, not a curated record